Messenger RNA from Podarcis raffonei (Aeolian wall lizard), 1325 nucleotides. Its product is annotated as NADH-cytochrome b5 reductase 2. Lineage: Eukaryota; Metazoa; Chordata; Lepidosauria; Squamata; Lacertidae. Gene Ontology annotation, molecular function: FAD binding; oxidoreductase activity. Bases 316 to 1230 code for a protein of 304 amino acids. The transcript is spliced from 9 exons. The record is from RefSeq and is a predicted model, not a curated record. Gene Ontology annotation, cellular component: mitochondrion.
CAACAUGAAGCCUGGCUACGCCCUGAGCAGAAACCGUUCAGAGACGCAAGGCGCGUCGAGGUCCCGAAGGCGCUUCAGAAGCGCGCUCUGGAACAGGCCGUGCAGCAGUCGCAGAAGCCAGGGAACCGGUUGCUCUUUAACUUCAACGAGGGACUUUGCUCUUUAACUUUAAGCUGGGCGGGGAAAGCUCCCGGAGGCGUUAGCGCGCCAGAGAGGAGGAAAGAGAGCGGGCUAUAAGCUCCUGAGGGAAGAGAGGCGUCAGGUCCCGUCGCCAAGCCGGUCGUGCUCUCCGUGGGAGACCUGCAGUUGUGGAUCAUGGAGUCCAGUGUGGAUCUCUCUUUCCUGAUUGUUGGGAUGGUGGUUGCAAUAUCUGUUGCCUUGUUGGUUUUUAAACCAAUGGCCUCUCGGAAGAAGAAAGGUCCAAUUACUUUGCAAGAUCCAAAUAUCAAGUAUGCAUUGUGUUUGAGAGAGAGAGAGGAGAUCAGUCACGAUACCAGGAGAUUUCGGUUUGAACUUCCGUCAUCAAAACAUAUAUUGGGCUUGCCUGUAGGCCAACACGUAUAUCUCUCUGCCAAAGUGGACGGUAACCUUGUGAUCCGGGCCUACACUCCAGUUUCUAGUGAUGAUGUGAAAGGCUAUGUUGAUUUAAUCAUAAAGGUUUACUACAAAAACAUUCACCCCAAGUUUCCGGAAGGUGGGAAGAUGUCCCAGCAUUUAGACAACAUGAAGAUUGGCGAUACCAUUGACUUCAGAGGACCUAAUGGACUUCUGGUAUACAAGGGGUCAGGUAAAUUUUCUAUCAAGCCAGAUAAGAAGUCUGAAGCAAGGAUAAAGUUUGCAAAACAUGUUGGAAUGAUAGCUGGAGGAACAGGAAUUACUCCAAUGCUUCAACUAAUUCGUCACAUUACAAAGGACCCCAAAGAUAACACCAAGUGUUACCUUCUUUUUGCUAACCAGACAGAAGAAGAUAUAUUAUUGAGACCAGAGCUUGAAGAUGUAGCAGCAAAUCACUUGGAUCAGUUUAAACUGUGGUACACUUUGGACAGACCACCUCAGGGCUGGAAGUAUAGUGCUGGUUUUAUUACGGAUAGCAUGAUAAAAGAACAUAUGCCUCCCCCUGCCAGUGAGACUCUGAUUCUGAUGUGUGGACCCCCACCUAUGAUUCAGUUUGCUUGUCUGCCUAAUCUUGAAAAGCUAGGGUAUGCCAAAGAAAACACUUUUGCUUAUUGAACCGAAGUUGUACCAUCCCUUUUAUAGUACGUUGUUGGUACAUACAAAUUUUGUGUUAAAGCAGGUAGUAGAAUUGAUGACUGAUGGGAGUGGAA